CUUCUCCCGCAUUUCACGUGGAAAAAAAAAACAUAAAAAAUGCCAAACCUAAACUUACGCCGAUCCUCCAUUCUCCCUUCUCCUCCUCUCAAUCGCCCUUCCCCCGAUGUCGCCUUCCCACCGACCCCUGCAGGCUCCAACGCCAGGGUCGGUGGAGCAGGAGGAGGAGAAGCUGGAGGGGGAGAGAAGGACUUCGGCGGCGACGCCUGAGGAUGAGAAGGCCAAGGGCAAUGAUAAGGAAGAGGAGGAAGAAGAAGAAGGCGAGAAAAAUGUGAAGUCGCCUCUGCCUUCGGAGGAAGAGGAGUCCGAGGGCAACAGCGGGGAAGGGGACACGGAAGGCUAUGGGGAGAAAAUAGUAGAAGCUUCGGUGGAAGUUAAGGCCAAGGGCGGCAACGGGAAGAAGGCGAAGAAACAAGGGGGCAAGCAGGCAAAGAAGGAACCACUGUCGCCUCCGGAGGAGAUCGAGCUGCGCGUGUCCAUGCACUACAACGGCUGCGCUAGGAAGAUCAGAUGGUCUUGAAGAGCUACGAAGCAGGGGUGGCGGAGGUGGCGAGAGACUGGAGAGCCCAGAAGGUGGUGGUGAAAGGGAAGAAGGCCGUGGCCAAUCCUUUAAAGGUUGUGGAGCAUCUCGAGAGGGAAACCGACAAGAAAGUGCAGCUACUGACUCCUCUACCACCUCCACAGCCAGGGAAGAAGAAACCUAAAGCAAAAGAUCAGC
This is a messenger RNA of Zingiber officinale, 718 nucleotides long. RefSeq names its product heavy metal-associated isoprenylated plant protein 7-like. NCBI's taxonomy places the organism in Eukaryota, Viridiplantae, Streptophyta, Magnoliopsida, Zingiberales, Zingiberaceae. The coding region runs from base 107 to 520 and encodes 137 amino acids. The record is from RefSeq and is a predicted model, not a curated record. The transcript is spliced from 2 exons.